This is a messenger RNA of Colletotrichum truncatum, 1794 nucleotides long. Its product is annotated as ATP-dependent RNA helicase HAS1. Lineage: Eukaryota; Fungi; Ascomycota; Sordariomycetes; Glomerellales; Glomerellaceae. Gene Ontology annotation, molecular function: ATP binding; RNA helicase activity; nucleic acid binding. Gene Ontology annotation, cellular component: nucleolus. The record is from RefSeq and is a predicted model, not a curated record. Gene Ontology annotation, biological process: maturation of LSU-rRNA from tricistronic rRNA transcript (SSU-rRNA, 5.8S rRNA, LSU-rRNA).
AUGGACGCCGCCACGAACAAGAAGCGCAAGUUCCGCGAUGCCAAUGGCGCAAAGCCCGCCAAUGGCAAGCGCUCCGCUGCUCCUGUGGCCGCUGCGGCCCCCCAGAAGUCGAAGAAGGUGAAGCGCAGCAAGGAGCCCGAGUCGGAACCCGAGUCUGAGAACGAUUCCGGUAGCGACGAGGAGGAGGAGGACGAGAACGAGACGGCGGAGAACUUCAAGGACGCCGACAACGAGGACGAGGGCGACGGUUCCGAUCUGGACGAGGACGUCAAGGCUCCCGCCGCAAAGGAUAACGCCGCCGCGACAGCAGACAUCCCCAACGCCGAUUCCCUCUCGCUGCCCUCCGUCGGCGCCGAAGCCCACGACUUUUCCCAGCUCAACCUCUCCGAAAAGACCAUGAAGGCGAUCAAGGAGAUGGGCUUCACCAAGAUGACCGAGAUCCAGAGGCGGGGUAUCCCGCCCCUGCUCAGCGGCAAGGAUGUUCUGGGCGCCGCAAAGACGGGUUCCGGCAAGACGCUCGCAUUCCUGAUCCCCGCCAUCGAGAUGCUCAGCGCCCUGCGCUUCAAGCCGCGCAACGGCACCGGUGUCAUCGUCGUCUCGCCCACCCGCGAGCUGGCGCUGCAGAUCUUCGGCGUCGCCAGAGAGCUCAUGGCGCACCACUCCCAGACUUACGGCAUCGUCAUCGGCGGCGCCAACCGCCGCGCCGAGGCGGACAAGCUCCAAAAGGGCGUCAACCUGCUCAUCGCCACCCCCGGACGUCUGCUGGAUCACCUCCAGAACACGCCCUUCGUCUUCAAGAACCUCAAGUCCCUCAUCAUCGACGAGGCGGACCGGAUAUUGGAGAUUGGUUUCGAGGACGAAAUGCGCCAGAUCGUCAAGAUCCUGCCCAAGAACGACCGCCAGACCAUGCUCUUCUCCGCCACACAGACGACCAAGGUCGAGGACCUUGCCAGAAUCUCGCUGCGUCCCGGCCCGCUGUACGUGAACGUCGACGAGAAGCAGGAGCACAGCACCGUGGCGAACCUGGAGCAGGGCUACGUGAUCUGCGACGCGGAUAAGCGGUUCCUGCUGCUCUUUUCCUUCCUGAAGAGGAACCUGAAGAAGAAGGUCAUUGUCUUCUUCAGCAGUUGCAACUCGGUCAAGUACCACGCCGAGCUGCUCAACUAUAUCGACCUGCCCGUGCUCGACCUGCACGGCAAGCAGAAGCAGCAGAAGCGGACAAACACCUUUUUUGAGUUCUGUAAUGCCAAGCAGGGUACCCUCAUCUGCACUGACGUUGCCGCUCGUGGAUUGGAUAUCCCCGCCGUAGACUGGAUCGUCCAGGUCGACCCCCCCGAUGACCCGCGCGACUACAUCCACCGCGUCGGUCGUACGGCUCGUGGCGCAAACUCCAAGGGCCGCUCCCUCAUGUUCCUCCAGCCGUCCGAAGUCGGCUUCCUCACCCACCUCAAGGAGGCCCGCGUGCCCGUCGUCGAGUUCGACUUCCCCGCCAACAAGGUCGCCAACAUCCAGUCCCUGCUCGAGAAGCUCAUCAACCAGAACUACUACCUCAACAAGUCCGCCAAGGACGGCUACAGGUCCUACCUGCACGCGUACGCGUCGCACUCGCUGCGCACCGUCUUCGACGUGAACAAGCUGGACCUGGCCAAGGUCGCCAAGAGCUUCGGCUUCUCGACGCCGCCGCGCGUCGACAUCACCGUCGGCGCGAGUAUGAGCAGAGACAAGAAGAUUCAGGGACGGAGGACGUAUGGUAGCCAGCCUAGACAGGGCGGAAACAACUACAAGAAGAGGUAA